Molecule: messenger RNA, 2438 nt
Organism: Sapajus apella (tufted capuchin)
Lineage: Eukaryota; Metazoa; Chordata; Mammalia; Primates; Cebidae
Gene: ABHD12B
Product: abhydrolase domain containing 12B
Exons: 13
Coding region: 756-1844 (362 amino acids)
Biological process (GO): monoacylglycerol catabolic process; phosphatidylserine catabolic process
Cellular component (GO): endoplasmic reticulum membrane
Molecular function (GO): phosphatidylcholine lysophospholipase A1 activity; monoacylglycerol lipase activity
Source: RefSeq, a predicted model, not a curated record
GUCCUCACACGUGCACGCCGUGGCUUCCCUAGAGCAGCUCUGGUAGACCCAUAGUUCCUGCUCCUAGGGGACAGCUACACAAUGUAAACCUGCACCGAGAUGAAAACCUAUUCCAAGGUCAAAGGUUUCACGGUGGGAGCUCCUUGGUACCAUGAUAAGGUUCUGUUACACGCAAAGUAAACGAAAUACCAAAGAGGUCUUAAUUUUUUGCUACAUGGAGUAAUUAUUAGUUAAUCAAAGGGAGACAAAGAAAUUCUUUCUACAGUAAGGGUGACAGGGAGGGGAUUGUGGGGGGCGUGUUGAGGGUGAGUGGGGAAGUGGAGAUAGGGAAGCUUCAGAAAAAGAGGGAAAAAAUGGGGUCUAAGUAGAGGAAAGCUUAUAUUCCUCAUGAAAAUCAAAAGCCGUGGCUGUCAAACUUUUGUGUUAGUAGUACCAUUGUGAAAACAUAUUUUACUGCGUUGUGCGCGCCUCACGCCCGCGCACACACAGGUGUAUAAUGGAAAUCAAUUUAAAAUAAAAUGUUGCCUAGCUAGCUAUAAGCGCAGGACGUGUGUGUGUGUGUGUGUGUGUGUGGCCGCGAACAGCCGGAUCCGGGCGGAGCGCACCCUCAGGCCGCGUCUCCCAGGCCGCACCAGCCUGCCUGACCGCGCGGAGGAGGAGGGCGGGCGCGGUGCCACCGGGGCGGGAAGGUCGCUGGCGAGGGCUCCGGGCUGCAGCUCCCGCGGCGGUGGCGGCGGCUCUGUACGCGGCGCGGGAUGCUUGCUCAGGACUGUCAGGCGGCCGCGACGCCAGAGCCUCCCGGGCCCCCUGCCCGCGACUGCGUGGCCGCCUGGUGGGACAUGGUCGAGCGCAACCUGCGAUCUUUUCCACACUCCUGUUCAACGCUUGGAAGAAAAAUUGCUGCUCUGUAUGACAGCUUUACUAGUAAAUCCUUAAAAGAACAUAUUUUCCCUCCUCUGAUAGACAUGCUAAUUUAUUUUAAUUUUUUCAAAGCCCCAUUUCUUGUGGAUUUAAAGAAACCAGAGUUAAAGAUUCCUCACACAGUGAACUUCUACCUGAGAGUUGAACCUGGGGUGAUGCUAGGGAUCUGGCACACAGUCCCCAGCUGCCGGGGGGAAGAUGCCAAGGGGAAGGACCGUGGCUGGUAUGAAGCAGCCCUUCGCGAUGGGAACCCAAUUAUUGUUUAUCUUCAUGGCAGUGCAGAACACAGGGCAGCUUCUCACAGACUCAGGCUGGUAAAGGUGCUGAGUGACGGUGGCUUUCAUGUCUUGUCUGUUGACUACAGAGGAUUCGGGGACUCUACGGGUAAACCCACAGAGGAGGGUCUGACUAUGGAUGCUAUUUGUGUCUAUGAGUGGACCAAGGCAAGAAGUGGCAUCACUCCCGUGUGUCUCUGGGGCCACUCCCUGGGUACAGGGGUUGCAACGAAUGCUGCAAAAGUGUUAGAAGAAAAAGGAUGCCCAGUUGAUGCUAUUGUCUUGGAAGCUCCAUUUACCAACAUGUGGGUUGCAAGUAUCAAUUAUCCUUUGUUAAAGAUUUACCGGAAUAUUCCAGGAUUUUUACGUACACUUAUGGAUGCCCUGAGAAAAGACAAAAUAGUCUUUCCUAAUGAUGAAAACGUUAAAUUCCUUUCUUCUCCCCUUCUCAUCUUACACGGAGAGGAUGACAGGACAGUGCCUUUGGAGUAUGGAAAAAAGCUCUAUGAAAUUGCACACAAAGCAUAUAGGAACAAAGAGAGGGUCAAGAUGGUUAUCUUUCCUCCUGGCUUCCAACACAACCUGCUUUGUAAAAGCCCCACACUAUUAAUAGCCGUAAGAGAUUUCCUGAGCAAGCAGUGGUCAUGAAGUCUCGGAGGAGUGGAAAUCUUCAAUGAAGACUUGGUCCAAACACCACCUGUGAUGUGCAUUUUUUAAUAUAAAAUUGUACUGGGCGGGUCAGAUGAGCUGAAGCCAUUGAUUUCUCUGUAAAUCACUUGCCAUUUUAACAACAGAAAACAUACAUGUUAGGCAGUAUGGAAUGUUCUUGUUUAGCUUAUAAUCUACUUUGUAAAACAUGCCGAAACCUCACAAUUUGGUAAAAUUUAGAUCUAUCUAAAAAUAUGUAGUUAUCAAACAUCCUAGGGAUAUUUGUGAAUAAGGUAGUUGCUAUGGUCCGAAUAUCUGGGCCUGCCCCCCAGAUUAUGUUGAAACCUAACCGCCAAUGUGAUGGUUAUAGGUUAUAGGAGGUGGGGCUGAGCUCUCAUGAAUGAGAUUAGUGCCCUAAUAAAUUAUGACCAAAAGAGCUCUUCACCUCUCCUACCAUUUGAAGAUAUAGUGAGAAGACUUCAUCUAUGAAGCAUAAAGAAGCCUUCAUCAGACACUGAAUCCAGCCAGUGCCUUGCUCUUGGACUUCCCAGCCCCCACAACUGUGAGAAAUAAAUUUCUGUUGUUUAUAAGCUA